Molecule: messenger RNA, 3133 nt
Organism: Callorhinchus milii (elephant shark)
Lineage: Eukaryota; Metazoa; Chordata; Chondrichthyes; Chimaeriformes; Callorhinchidae
Gene: shld2
Product: shieldin complex subunit 2
Exons: 9
Coding region: 228-2996 (922 amino acids)
Biological process (GO): regulation of double-strand break repair via homologous recombination
Cellular component (GO): site of double-strand break; nucleus
Source: RefSeq, a predicted model, not a curated record
CGGAGGGAUCGCUGCAGUAACGCCUGCACUGGAGCAGGGCGGCCCCGCUGCACAGGCGCUGCAGCCCGCUCUCAGCGGCAGCGCUGGGCGAAGCGGCGGCGGCGGCGGCGGAGGAGGAGGAGGCGACCCCCCGGGCCAGGAGCUCACCGAAAUACCGGUAUAAAUGUUGAAAGAGGUUCAUUGUGUAUCCAAAUAUUUGGAAGGAUUGAAGAGCCCGCCAUCACACAAUGGCCAGUAAUAGAAAAACAGUUCACAUUUUCCUCGGAGCACCAGUUAUUCCAGCAAAGCAGCAAAGUUCAGCACAGAAUAUAACUGGGGACAGCUUGGAAAAGUGGCAUCAGUGCCAUGUUAGGUAUGAUAAAGAAUCUCUCACUAUUGCUCCUAGAGAUUGUGGAGCCAAGGACUUUGGGCAACAUCUGAAUGGCCAUGAAGGAAUGCUGCUCAAGGACAAUGAAGAAUCUUCCAUCGUAGGGUACAGAAGUGGUGUAGGCUAUGGGACAACCUCUAAGGAAUGGUCGUUUCAGAUCUGUGGUCCUACUUGGCAGAAACAAGGAGGGAACAUCCAGUCUAGUACCAGACAGAUGGGUGACCAGCACCACAGGGCAUUAAAUAAUCAAGAACAUUCUGAAAGAGAUUUCAAAAUAAUCGAAGAGCAUAAGAUGAACCCUACUCGCACAGGAGAAAGGUUCGAAAGAUCUGCAGGAUGGUAUCACCAGCUCAUCAACAGGCAAAAUAUUCAGGGUAGUAGGGGAUCCGGGAAGCUCCUGCAGCCUGUGGCUACUGAGGAAAUGGACGAAGAUCACCCAGAUUCUACUAACAGGAUAGAGGAACAGAAUGCUAUUUUGCCACAAGACUCAUCUCUUGUAGAUUGCUCAAAAUUGCUUCAGGCUUCUCUCGUGGAAUACUUACAAAGCAGUUUUCCAGAAGAAGCCAAGGCCCCAACAAGUUGUGCAGAGUCUCUCAGCAUGCUGCCUGCUAGACAGGGUGCUAUUCUCUCACAGAAAUGCUCUAACAACCAUCUCAACACCCAGGGAGCUCGUGGAAAUGAACCGUCACAAAUGGAAAAAAACAUGAAGCCUGCUGAAGUCUCCCGUCAACCCUUUGCAUCGAAGCAUAGUCCUGAUAUGCUGUCCAGAUCGUGUGCCAUUGAAUCAGAAUGCAGGCUCAUUGACAUUUCAGAUAAUACCGCAGAACUCUUCAGCUCAUUAAGUGAACAGAAGCCAUUGCCCACCGAUGAAAUGAUAUGUAGGCAUGAAAGAAUAUCAGAAGGUUCAGAGCUGCUCUUCAGCCCCUUUAAUGACUGGUCCAAAGGUAAUAGUGAGGUUAAUAUUGAAUUGUACAGCGGAGGAAUCCUGUGCUCCCAGAUUUCAAACAGCGCUCAGCAGUCUUUCAAAAGAUCAAGAGUGGCUGAUAAUGAACGUGAGGAACUAUGCCAUACUCUAAUAAAACCUUCAGUUUAUGCACUUAAAGAAUUGCCAGCAUCCAAGAGAAUGAAAGAGAAUGACUCUGAGAGAAUUUCUGAUCUUGGACACUAUCUGAAGGCAAAACAGGACACACAGCAAACGUCCAGAGUUGGCUAUGUAAAAACAGAACGGCUCGGAAACUGCACUGACGGAGGUAGGAAGUACCACCUCUUAGUAGCAGUCCUACACCGCUGCCAAGUGAAGGAGAUAGUAAUCAAAUCGGGACCAUUUGCUCGAAACAGAGUUCCUAUAGCGACUAUUGUAGUCACAGACAAAUCAGGGGCCAACCGGAAGAUUGUCUUGUGGCGUGCCACUGCUUUCUGGGCACUGAUAGUCUUUCCAGGGGAUAUUCUAAUAAUAACAGAUGUCACUUUAUACAGAGAUCACUGGCGGGGAGAGGAAAUGCUGCAGGCUACCCAAAGGAGUAAAAUGAUCAAUUUGGGACCCUGCCUCCUAGUUCAGCCAGCACAGUGGUCUCACACAGUGAGCGCUGCUGCCCUGGAGGAGCUCAUUGUCUGGAUUACUGGACAAAAGUCUUACCUUCUGAGUAUGGGAUCCAGAAACCAUCAGCAUCUUGCCUCUAAACAAUAUGCGAGCCUAGAUAAACUGCACCCAGAUGUGGUGGUCCAUGCGCUUCUGAGAGUCGUCCUCAUCACCGUUCUCUCAGAGACUGCGUACUUGUAUGGUGGAAAGGAGCAGCAGAAAGUGUUGCUGGAGGUGGAACAAGUCAAAGGUCAACAAGCCCCACUGAUACUUUGGGGAAAUUCAAUAUCCUGGCGUGCUCAGAUUCAGAAGAAACAAGAUCAUGUUUGGAGCUUUAGAAACCUGCUAGUCUGUCAGAAUGCCAUCACAGGGGACCUAGAACUGCACAGUACUCCUUGGUCAUCUUGUGAGUGCCUGUUCGAUGAUGAUGAAAGAGCAAUUGAGUACAUGACAAAAUACCACUCGGGUGAGACAGCUUCUGUCAAAACCAUGGCCCUUUCAACCCUGUUGAGUACGAGAUACUCAGGAGACAUUCAAUUCAAGGCCCACAUUGUUGGCAUUCAGUGGAAUGGUUCUUGUACACGGAGUUCCUUGUUCAACAUGGAUGCCCUGACACCACUGGAGACUGUCCUAUCCUCUCUAUCCCAUUUUACAUACUCAGGCUGUGGAAAAUGUGGCUCUGAGCUGGGACUGGAUGACAACAAUGUGUACCAGCAGUGCAUUCCAUGCUUACCAUACAACACUGUGCAGAUCUAUUACAGGCCCACCACCCUUGUGGUUACAGAUGAAGAUUCCAUGAUUGAUGUCCACGUCUCAUCCAAAAUCAUGGAAAAGAUCUUUCACCACAUCCCUCCUGGACGGCUCUGCAAAGUCCAAGGUCCAUCUGAGAAGGUGUCAUAUGGGAUGGUCAUAGCAGAGCUAUGCUGCUCCCUGUUUGGUGACUCUAACGACCGCUGCUUGCUGACUGUACAGAGCCAAUUCGACCUUGAUGAAAACAGCGUCUCCAUGAAACAGGAUUUCUACUUGUUGGACUUCCACCCAAACGUUUAACCUAUGAUCUGGUUAGAAACUCAAAGCUACCACUGGAGCCUGCACAUGGUGCUUGGGAGGGAAAGUGGGCAUCAUUUAAAUUCAGCUUCAUGAGUCACAUCAAUUAUUAAUAAAUAAAUAAAUCUGCCUUCAAAAAA